CUUUUGCUUCCCAUGCAAUUCCAACCACUUUCCCAUCUGCUUCGCCUUUUGCCGUUCCCGAUCCUCCUCUGUCGAUCAUCCUUUGCCUACUUCUUCUGCUUCUGCUUCUUUUCGUCCUUCUUUUCUCACCCGCUCAUUCUGCCAAAUGCGCCAAAACUCCCGCGCCGUUUAAACUACACUAUUGGCUAGCUAGCAACCACCCACCUUCGUCAUGAGCACUCGCAGCACACGUCCUACCAUCGAUCCCCGGCGGAAGUCCUCGACCCUCCAUUAUCAGACCUUUCCUACCCAGCCGCCAUCCUCACGAGGCAGACCCAUAUCAUCUGCGCCCUCGGCCCACCAUGACCCCGAUUCGGAUUCAGACGAGCACCAUCAUGAGUCACCCUUGCCUACCAGGCAGCUCAUCGUCCUCGCCAUUAUUGCUCUCGCCGAGCAGACGGCCCUCAACUCCAUAAGUCCAUACCUACCCGAGAUGACCAGAGCCUUUCCUGAGGUCAAGGAGGGGCAGACAGGCCUGUACGUAGGGUUGAUAGCAUCUUCCUUCGCCUUGGCCCAAUGUGCAACAAACUUCCUCUGGGGUUGGCUGUCAGAUAGGAUCGGUCGGAAACCCGUCAUCAUUAUGGGCACUUUCAUGACGGCCGCUUGCUUUGUAGCCUUCGGUUUUUGCCGCACUUUGUGGCAGGCCGUCCUUGUACAGGCCGUUAUGGGCCUGGUAAAUGGAAAUGCUGGGGUCGUCUCAACGUGUCUAGGCGAAAUAACCGACAGAAGCAACCAGUCGCGCGCAUUCACAUAUCUACCUGUGGUAUAUGGAAUUGGUGGGAUCACUGGGCCUAUUGUUGGAGGCUUGCUGGUAUUUUACCAAAAUCCCUUCGAUCAGUCCCGCCCCAAUCCUUACCCGUACUUGCUCCCAAAUCUGUUCUCUGCCGCUGUCCUGGCAGUAGAUUUGCUCAUUUGCAUGUUCUUCCUCGAAGAAAGUCUGGAAGAGGCAAGAAAACUCCCACCAAUCGGGAAGAGAGUUGGGAAUCUGUUCGCAUGGCUAUGGCAGUUCACAAGCUCGACGCGCCCGACUUACAUCAGGCGUUUUCUCCGUAAUUCGAAGCGCCAUCCUAACCGCAGACACCUUGAUGGGAUUCAAGAAGAUCAGGAAGACGAUGAACUCUUUGAUGAUGAAGAUGAAGACGAAGAAGAUGAGGAGGUUGAGGAUUCGCCUGCCUUAUUUCCUGAAGUUUCUGGCGAUGUGCUCACCAAGGGCCAAAUUUUCAACCGCGACACCGUACUUUUACUUGUCACCUACGUCAUUUUUCAGCUUGCCAACAUUUCAUACAACUCUCUAUUUCCCAUAUUUGCCGAGGAGCAACCGCCGACCGGCAGAGCCCUCUCACCAGAGGCUGUGGGGCUUUCAUUGGCAUUCGCAGGCGGCGUUACCAUCAUAUUCCAGAUCGGGAUAUAUGGAAAGCUGCGAGAUAGAAUCGGAAACAAAGUCACAUAUCGUGUCAGUUUGGCUGCGUUUGUGGUCACUUUUCUACUCACGCCCUGGGUGGCGUAUAAAGAGAACAACGGAUAUGAAGGUCUCGGGUCAGGUUCAGCGUUAUUAUGGAUUGAGCUAGGUGUGGUGCUGGUCAUCAAGACUGUAGCGAGUGUAGGUGGCCUUACGUCUGCACUUUUAUUGAUCACCAAUUCGGCACCAAAUCACAACGUCUUAGGCACGCUAAAUGGACUGGCACAAACGCUUUCCGCCGGGGGUCGAGCUGCUGGGCCGUUCUUAUCUGGCGCUCUAUUCACUGCGGCCACACAUAUCAAGCAUAAAGGCGAAGUACUGGCGUUCGGGAUCUUCGCAGCAGUUUCCUUUGUCGGUUUCCUGCUGAGUUUCGGCAUCCGAGGAGAGAAUCUGGAAUCGGACGACUGGAGCGAGGAGGAGGAGGAAACCGACGAAGAAGAAGAUAUAGGAGACGGUGACUACGCUGGAGAAAGAGUGAACGAACGAAGCGGCUUGAUCCGUAGUUGACAUUGAGCGCGCGACAUGGGGCAUUGUGUUUAUAUGUAUAGACUGGCAUAAUGUUCUCUCAAUAUGGAUGUGUACAUAGCAUAGUUAAUGAUUAGAUUACGAGACAUUGAGGCAUAUUUCGAGAGGCUGUGCACCUGCUUCAACGGGCAGAGCGAGCCACAAACACCUCACCAUCCUUCAAUCUGGGAUGCAUGUGUUGGGUGAUGGAAGCCUACACCCAGAAAAAACUCUACUCGAC
Periconia digitata is the source of this 2243-nucleotide messenger RNA. Lineage: Eukaryota; Fungi; Ascomycota; Dothideomycetes; Pleosporales; Periconiaceae. The record is from the annotation of a GenBank genome assembly.